Lepisosteus oculatus (spotted gar) is the source of this 1046-nucleotide messenger RNA. Lineage: Eukaryota; Metazoa; Chordata; Actinopteri; Semionotiformes; Lepisosteidae. The record is from RefSeq and is a predicted model, not a curated record.
GGCUCAGAGCAGAAGACAGUGAGCCCAAAGCUUGAUCACACAUUCUUCAAUUUUAGAUCAUAUUCUGCAGCAUGAAAGUUGUCUCUGUGGCUGUGGUUUGGGCUCUCUCCAUUUAUCUUGCAGGGGGGGCGCAGAUCAUCGGGGGGCGUGAGGCGACCCCCCACAGUCGCCCCUACAUGGCCUACCUGUCCAUGGUGAGGGGCACGAAGUGUGUCAGCUGCGGGGGGUUCCUUGUCCGCAACGACUUCAUCAUGACCGCAGCCCACUGCAGUUCAGACAACAUAACUGCAAUUCUGGGGGCUCACAAUAUGGUUCAGGAUGAGAACUCUCAGCAGAUCAUCCCCGUGGCCAAAUCCUUUCCCUUCCCCGACUUCUGCCCCCGGGAGCUGGACAAUGACAUCAUGCUUCUGAAGCUGAGGUGGAACGCCACCCUGAACAGCGCGGUGGGGGUCCUGCCCCUCCCCAAGAAAGUCCGGGACGUCCGGGUGGGCAGGUCCUGCUCUGUGGCAGGCUGGGGAGCGAUGGACACCGAGGGGGAGAAGCCGUCCCCUACCCUGCAGGAGGUCAACGUCACCGUGGUGAGGAGACUCUGCGCCCAGACCUGGGGGCGACAGUUCAACGAGUACAAGGUCUGCGCCGCUGGACCCCUGAAAGGCGGCUGCUCGGUACGCCCACACCAGACACCCCGUCGGUCAGCUCCUGCCCUGUCUGAGCUCUUCGUCAGGCUCUGCGUGUACGUGAGACUCAGACCGGCUGAGACUCAGCCACAAUCUGCUAUUACUGUUUCUCAGCUCUGCCCUUCACAGAUCAAACACGAGGACUGGCAGCAACGAGAGAGAACGCCAGUAUCCUCGCUGUGCGCUCUCACAGGUUCGAAGCAGGUCUAUUUCAGGAGCAGUGCUGUUUUACACAGGGGAUCUUGACACCAGGUGUGCUGGUCGCUUGUGUGUAUUUCAGGGGGAUUCUGGAGCCCCGCUGGUGUGCAGGGGCGUGGCGAUUGGCAUCCUGUCUUUCGGGGGAAAGCCCUGCGGAUAUUUCCCCAGCGU